Pyrus x bretschneideri (Chinese white pear) is the source of this 1385-nucleotide messenger RNA. Its product is annotated as phosphopantetheine adenylyltransferase. The record is from RefSeq and is a predicted model, not a curated record. Gene Ontology annotation, biological process: coenzyme A biosynthetic process. The coding region runs from base 656 to 1174 and encodes 172 amino acids. Gene Ontology annotation, molecular function: dephospho-CoA kinase activity; pantetheine-phosphate adenylyltransferase activity. The transcript has 7 exons. NCBI's taxonomy places the organism in Eukaryota, Viridiplantae, Streptophyta, Magnoliopsida, Rosales, Rosaceae.
AUGUAAGACCCUGAUUUUAUUAUUAUUUAUAAUUAGAUAUUUAUAGAGUGAUUUUGUUUACAUUUAGAACUCGUGUUUAUAAAUAGAAUCUCUUGUAUUUAUAUAAAGUCGUCUCAGUACUAAGUGGUCCAGCUUGAGAACGGACCGAAUCUUUGAUGGGCUGAUUUUAAACGGGUCAGCGAGGUUGAGUCAACCUGUUUAAUAUUUUGAAUCUGUAUACUCUCUCUUUUUAUUAGUAGAAAAUUUCCAAAGUUGGAAUCUCCUUUUAGAUAAUAUAUUUUUUAUUUUGCAGGAUUGAACAGAACCUAGGUCUAAUUGGUACUUGAGAUGUCACAAUUUUUUCUGUUGGUCUUUGUUAUUUCCUUUUCUCAAGGUUUCAAAUAACCCAUUUUUCACCCUACACAAUUCUAGAUGGUGUGCCUUCAAGGGAUAUGCAUGGCCGAACACCGAUACAAAUCCAAUUGAGACUUUGCCACUUGGUAUGUGUCAUCUCAUCAUGUCUGCAUUUCUAGCCAUGUGACACAUCAUCUGCCCACUCACCACUUGUUGCCGACUCUGCUCCCAUAUAAGGGUUUAGGGUAACCUAGAGUCUUGCUAUAGCUUCGGGAUCCAGGUUUUUGCAUGCAAGUUAUCUUGAGGAGCUGCUGCAGUGAAGAUGGCGACUUCUGAUGUUACAGCGAAUUACAAGCUCUCUCCGCCGAAUACAUAUGGAGCCGUGGUUCUUGGCGGCACCUUCGACCGCUUACACAACGGCCAUCGAUAUUUUCUCAAGGCCGCGACGGACUUGGCUAGGGAUCGAGUUGUGGUUGGAAUUUGCGACGGACCUAUGUUGGCCAACAAACAGUUUGCUGAGUUGAUACAACCCGUUGAGGAAAGGAUGAAUAAUGUUGAAAAUUACCUCAAGUCUAUCACGCCGUCGCUUGAAGUGCAAGUUCAACCUAUUACGGAUCCCUAUGGCCCUGCAAUAGUUGAUGAGAAUCUGGAGGCAAUUGUUGUCAGCAAGGAGACGCUAGACGGCGGACUGUCUGUUAAUAAGAAGAGAGCUGAGGAAGGCCUUCCGCAGCUUAAGAUUGAAGUUGUAGAUCUGUAUUCUGGAUCCGGCGGAGAUAGGCCGAGUUCAUCAUCGUUGAGGAAGCGUGAGGCGGAGAAGGCCAAGAACUACCAGCCAGCAUAAUUAAACCAAGUUCUUAUUUCUAAAAAAAAUAAAACUACUCAAGUCUCACAUUAGAAGGCUUGAGGGUGGAAAAUGUAUUAAAUAAAAUGUAUAAAAGUGUAUCUGUGCAGAAAAUAGGUCGCACUUCUUCAAGAAGUUGUCGUUCUAGCAAUCUUGAGUUAUGAUCUCCACUUGAGAAAUUAAUAAAAUGCUUUCAGACGAAUACUUUGCA